Xyrichtys novacula (pearly razorfish) is the source of this 16142-nucleotide messenger RNA. Lineage: Eukaryota; Metazoa; Chordata; Actinopteri; Labriformes; Labridae. The record is from the annotation of a GenBank genome assembly.
GGGUUCAAGAGUAACACUCGGCAGGUAAUAAAUCAUCGACAGCCUGAAAUGCAGCAAAGAUAAUGAAGCUUUCAGUCAGCAGGUGUUUGAGGGUAGUGCUUGAAGACAAAAGAUUAAAAUCUUUAACAAAAUUGUGCACACAUAUGCAGAUUUGAUUUACACCUCUUCCUCAGAAAGAGAGGGAAAUAUCAACGUUUUCCCAAGACUACUAAUAAAAUAUAACCUGCUGCACUGACAUGUUGAACCAUUUUGUCUCUGCACACUAUAGAGAGGCUUGUUAGUGCAGACUGAAAAUCUGACUCUUGUUGUACAUCACCUCAAGUGUCCACAUAGAAAUAAGUGAGCUCUGUUUUCUAUCUUCUCUGUACCUCCAACAAGGGCAACAAAUACGGUACAACAAAGGUGAUAAAGGUGCUUUUGUAUCAACACAACAUAAUAAGAAAUAAAUCAAAUUCUCAAGCAAGAAAAUAGCACAUCAGAGUGUUGGAGGACAGGCUUUCCUCACAUGUAGUUUAAGCUGCUUUGAGAUAAAAACACUUAAAAAGUAAACUCAGAACUGCUCAGCUGUGGUGUGGAAGGCUGCUGCCUCUAAAUGAACAGAUUCAGGGUUCAAAUCCAAAACAGGGACGUUUGACGUGAGCAAGGAAUUAAAAAACAUCAUCUCAAUGUGAAGCUGUGAUUUUUUGUCUUUCUCUUGCAGAAAAUAAAAGUAAAAAGCCAUUUCUGUUUUCACCUGUAGUCUAGUGAUUAAAGUUGCUGACUUUCUAUGAAAGCAUCCUGGGUUUGAUUCCAGACUAUUCAUGUAAGACACAAAAGAAACACCUCCCUGAAAUGUUGUUAGAGAGUUGUGUUUAAAGAAGCAUAAUCAAACUGUUAAAGGGAUAUUCCGGGGUAAAAUUAACUUAGGAUCAAACACACCUUAACACCGAGUUAGACACCCCCUCGAGAGAUGAAUGUUGCUGACCACUUGCUUCUAACUUGGUGUUAUGGUGUGUUUGACUCUAACUUGAUUCUACGCCAGAAUAUUCCUGUAAAUGAAAAACCUCCCAAAAAGAAAGAACUAAAACACAUUAACCCGUUUACAGUGGACAUAAACAUGAGGUGUAGUAUUUGUGUCAAGGGUGGAUGCUAAUAAAUCAAUAAAGAGUGAACAGUGCUUAUGUUUGGAACAGAAAAUUCUCCCUUUAAGAAGUAACAAAAGAUGAGCAGACUCCAGCAGAGCUCAAGUGUUUUAACAAUGGUGAGAAGCAUUUCAGUGUGAGAGUGACUGUCGUUACUGAAGCGUGAGGAUCAGAGUCAAGUGUCCCAGUUAUCAUUGUUGUCUGUGCGGACACGCUCUGUCUGCACCAACCCUCCAUCCAUCCAUCCACUCACUGUACUUACAGUCUACGCUCCCGUCAGACAAUUCUACGUCACAGCCAAACCCCGCCCCCUUCCAACCGCCUCCAUCACUGCAUGCUCGAGCGAGAGAGAACGUGCUCUAAGUGCGUCAAGUGACAACAUACGGCGCGAGAAACCGGAUAUGGAUGAUUUAACCGCCAGAUUAAAAGCACAGACUGCAGGUAAGACAACUUCUCUGUGUCUGGGUCAUACUUGGACUAUUUUGUUGAUUGAUAAAAUUACGUAAAUAGUCAUGAGCUUAAGUUGUUGUAUAUUGACCGACUGUUUGCUUCUCUAGUUUUACCAACUUUGGUAAUGACCGCAGGAUAGCAAUACAGAGAGCCACACGCUCAACCAAAACGCCACUCUGUUGCCACAAAUAAUGCUCAGAACAGCACCUAACUUCAUCAACAGGACAUAUAGGGUCCCAGCCAUAGUACUAGCCACUAAACAUAUUUUUAAUUUUGCCUGAUUUCUUUAGCAAAGAGACUGAACAAAACUCACCUACUCUUCUCCAGCAGCUGCUUGUUUGUAUCAAGACCUCUUGGCGACUCCAUCGACUGCAGUGGGGUGACACAGCUCAAGGAAGAACAUUUAUGAUCAUUUCUUUAUCAUUUCCUUGAAGUAAUAAUCAUCAUAUUAAUCAUUUUGCACUGCAGACGCGGUAGUUCUUCUACCUUAGCAUCUCGGUCUGAUUGCAUUUCCAAAAAGAAAUGAUCAUAAAUGUUCUUCCUUGAGCUGCGUAACCCCGCAGCAGUCUGUAAUGGACUGGCCUGAGGUCUCUGUACAAACAAGCGGCUGCUGGAAGAGAGUAGGUAAAUUGUGUUUAGUCUCUUUCCUGCCACUUUAUUUGUUUUUAUUUUUUUUUAAUUUGUUUAUUAAUUUAUUAUUUUCUCUUUUCUAUUAUUAUGAUAGCAAUUAGUUUUGCAAUUUUUGUUAAGGUAUAACACUUACUCUUCUUCAUUCGCUCUUUCCUCAACAAUCAUCACAAUCUUAAAAAAGGGGGGAAUAAAGAGGGAACAAUCUCACCCACAAACACACACACACACUUCAUAACACACAUUAAAACACCCACCCACACACACUUAAUGAAACACAGUCUCGCAACACUUUCUAAAUGUAAGUGUUAUGUGUUCCUGCUGUAUUUGUCACGUUGCCUUGUCUCCAUUGUCUGUUUGCACCGUAUAUAUGUGUCGUCAACCACCUGUCAUGAUCUGUCCUGCAUCACCUAAUAAAAAAAAAAAAGAAAAACUCAGUGUUACAUUUUGUUUGACCCUAACUCAAUUUUACGCCGGAAUAUCCCUUUAAUUUAGAGACUACAUCUUUGUGGGAUUAAUUACUGCGUCAUCGCGUUUGCGUGUCUUAUUCUGAAAGUCUUCACCGGAAAUUGGUGCUGCUCACCUGGACUAAUUGACGGGCCGAGACAGCGCCAGUGGAGUGACAGUGGGAAGUGCAUCUGCUGGUGGUACCACAUCCUCCCGGCGUCGUCCCGGACUCUGACCGGUGAUAACCCAGCCGAUAUCACCCGGAUAACCUGCAGCUGUCACUCUUAGCCUCUGUCGUCGGACCCUGUUUGCUGCAGUCGCAUCGGUUUCUUUCCCGUUUUAUUUUUUCCUCCAGAAACUUCGGCAUUUUUUUACGCGGAAGGAAAUAAAAAAUGAACGAGAGUGAGCAGAUUUUAAAGCUAGCGGAGUACGAUUUCGAGCGGCGUUUCGACGAAAGACGAGCUCUGGAAUGGAUGCAGGAAAACUGGUAUGUAUAAGAGAGGGAAAUACGGAGUUAGAAAUGCGAGAAAACGUCUAAAUUAUAACGCCUACACUGUUCUGUUUCUCUCCCGGGAGAGAGUGACCGUUGGUGGGUCGGUCUGUUUCGACCUAAUGUCAUGAUCAGGCUGCUCACCAUGAGGUGAUACCUUUAUGUAAUACCUUUGUCAUGCCUAUCAGCCCCAUCUUAGGCUUUCCGACUUAAAAUGUUAAAGUUGGUUCCUGAUUAUGCUUAAUUUGACCCUAAAGAGGAGCUAUUAUCACACAAGUGUAUUUUAAAACCUUAGGAAACUAGUGCUCCUGUGAUUCCUGUGCAUGCACUUAAUUUUAGGGGAGAGUGGGGUAAGUUGAGCCACCCCCUGUUGCUUGGAAAUGGUCAAAGAAAUUGAUCAUGUGACCAAAUAUUUAGGAGAUGGGCAUCAAUUCAUGGAGUCUGUGAAGGUUAGAAGCACAUGGGUGAAGAGGUUAGACAUUUAUUUUUACAAAAAAAAAACCAACCUUUUUCACCCUUAAAGUGAAUUGAGUCUGUCGUAAGUUUGAUAAGAAUUGUGUUCAGACCAAAAAAAGAUCAUUUUAAAUUUGUUUUACAUCAUUGUUAUCUAUGACACAACAUGAGUCAAACCAAAGUCCACCAUUUUAGCUUAGAGGACUAAUAAAGUCAUAAUAGUAGUUCUGGGGUAACUGAGAAAGUAAAGGAGUCUGAUGAGAGGAUCAGAGUUUGGACUGGAGUGGAGAGUUGGAGGGUAGUAGGGACACGGCUCAACUUACCCCGCUCCUAUGGUCAACUUACCCCAUACACGGGUAUGCUAUAUUAUCAAGACAGUUCUGUUUACACUCAUUCUGUUGGUUUGCAGGGAUGAGCAACAACUUGAAAUAUAUGCAGAUACACAAGUUAGAGACAAAACUAUUGGUGUCUCCCAAAUCGCAUACUUCCACACUAAAUACUUAAAAUUUUGAGUAUACUCAACACAAAAUGAAAAAAAAUAUGGAUAGUAUGUGAAAAUUGAGUAGGCAAAAGGACCCGGAUGACGUACUCAAAUCGGUCAAGAUUUUGAGUAUCCGACUGUGGACACUCGCCGCACUCAUUUCAUCAGUAGGAAUGACUGCGGACGGCUGUGGUGCCAGUGGGUCGGCGACGGUCGACCCGCGAGCUUUGUACCGAUGUAAGUAAUACGUUGCCUUUUACACAUGUUCUUUCCACCAAGCACCGCCAGCGUUUAUCGUUUUGAGUAUAUUUGUGGUGUAAUCUGUUUGUCUUUUACCGUGAACGUUAUCGCGAAUGCUAGUUACCCAGUAGCCGCUGGGUUCUGAAGCGCUACCCAUGGCGUAAAAAUGAGCGAUGAACGUUAGUUUUGUUGCUGAUUCUACCUCAAAAAUGGAUGAACGAGCGAAGGCAAAAAGUGGCGGUAAUUAGCUGAUGCAGAGCUAGCGGGUGAAAAAUUGGCGUAGAAGAAGAAAUCGCGUCGUCAUUUCCGUUGAGUGCGCCGCGCGGCAGUAAGCGAUUUGGGACAACACUGCACCCUUGAAACUCAAGCACUAGGCGAUUGAGUACAUAGUAUACUUAGAAUACUGAAGUAUUUAGUAUGGAAGUAUGCGAUUUGGGACACGCCAUAUGACUGCCUUGAUGUAGCGAUCCGAAAAAUACGAAAAAUGGCUCAUCUUACCCCGCUCUCCCCUACACGAAACAAAAUUGCUGAAUCCCUGCAGACACUAAAACGCCUCCCUCUAUUGUCCAAUUAAACGUCUCCUACAGAGGGAGUGACCCCUCGCUGAGCAGCUCCUCCAGGAAACCUAGUAAGACCGCAUUUUUAACCCUCACUUCCAUGAGACUGUGCAAGAGUGAAACUGAAUCCAGCUGUGUUCCUCCUGCAGGAGAAAGUCAGCUGUCAGUUGAAGACUCAUAAAAGCCCAGGAAAAGUGUGCACAGUCCUACACAGAGAGAGAGAGAGAGAGAGAGAGAGUAUGACACACAUGUAGACACCCUGAGGAGUGCCAGGUGAAUAAUAGAGAAGGAAACUCGGCUGGAUUUUUGCACGAUGAUUAGAGAUUACCGUCAGCGCUCGUUCUGCUGAGUUGUGCAAUUUGUCCGUCAAUGCACACUUUUAUGCAGUCAGACAGUUCGUUAAUCCUCUGUGGAUUAGGAAGAUUUACAUAGCUCCCUGUAGGAUUCACAUACAUUUUCUCCCUUGCUUCCUUGUACUUGGCAUAUUCAGUGUCACUACAAGCGAAGCACAGAUAAAAACCUUCGAUAAAAGGUGCGUAUACUGGAAGUUUGGACUUCUAUCAGGUAAUAAAUCACAAGUUUAUCAAUGAACUCUUUGAAAACCACACAGUAUCAACUUGGGUCAUAAAAAACAGCCAGGAGCCAUCAACCAACUUCGAGUUAAUUACCUGUCUGAGUUGAAUACUUGAUUUUGAUUGGUCAAUACCUCAUGGCAGCAGUGUGUUAUUCCUUUUUGUAAAGUAGAGAAUGACUAAUAAUCGGCUGGGCUGAUUAAUCAAGCUGGUUAUCGGCAUUUUGAAACGAUCUGAUCGACAUAUGUGCAAAACUUGUCAUCACUGUUUGUGCAGGAACCGUGAUUUUGAGUGAGAGCGUGGGGAGUAUGGGGCGUUAUCUUACCUGCUUGUCUCAGACCCUGUAGAGAUGGCAGGUCGCAGCUGAUCGCUCUCUCUGCAGAGCUGAUGAUGCACUGCAGCCCGCUCUGGUCCUCAGCAGUGGCUGCAGUGCACCAGACUUUGAUGGAGGGGGUGAGGAUGGAGGAUGGAGUGAUGGAGGUGUAAAACUGCACCAUCGUCGUCUUUGGCAGGUUGAAUUUCUUCAGCUGCUGCAUGAAGAACAUCCUCCGUGGUUUUCACUGUUAACGCACAUAUAUAUCUCUGUCAGCGUGCUUAUUUUUGGACAUGCACAAGUUUGAGAGCCAGUCAACAUCAGCGUCUGUCUGAACAGGGGAAAUUUUCAUAAUAAUAUGACUCUUUAAAUUAAAAAGCAGUAUAACAGUUACAUCACGACCAUUUCUCUCUCAUAUUCACCCUUAUCUCUGUUUAUCUUUUCCUGCUUUCUGCUUAAAGGUUUCCCUUUUUCUGCAUCUGUUAUGGACUGACUCAGAGCAGCUAUCAGAAACCCCCCCCUCUAACGUUAAGUGGGUCAAGUAGCAGCAGCAUCUACUUGGCCUAAUAUCUAUUGUGCCAAUCUGGAUUAGUCAUCUGGUCUCUCCCCAAAACCUUCUUAGACACGCACAUCCUCGCAGUCGUGGCUGUGGAGGUAGUGGGUGGUUUCUUUUCAGCCCGUUUGAACAGAAUUCGAUAAGAUUAUGUCAUUUCCUGUUUUACCGUGAUGCUGCAGAAGAAGGCUGACUUUUGGGUUCUCUACUUCACAGGUUCCUGCACACAUAACGUAAAUUUCACCAAACAUUGAGAAAAAAAACAGUAUGGAGCAGAUUCUAUAGUUGGAUUUAUAUCAUGAAAUUGAAAACAACUUUAAACACAGUUAAAUAUAUUUCAAUCUGUGAAUAUUGUAGGACCAUCUAACCAGAAUUUUACAUGCCAAAUCCACCUGCGAUCUGUAGAUCUGAUUUUCUGAUUAUUUUUCAUCUUAAAUGUCAUCAAAGAAAAAUCUGAGCAGAGCUACAGCCUGCAAAUGCUGCAGUUGAGACAUCAUGCAAUUUGAGCUCCUAAUAAGGUAAAAAAUUGUGUUUUUUUAGCGCACCAUGUGCAUCCAAAAUAAUGCUUCCCUCAGGGUUGUGGAUAAAAGAGUAUUUGGGUGAGAAUAUUAAAAACACCAGAGGCAGAAUACGUCGCUGACAUGGCUCUGCUCAGGAUGUCCACAGGAGUUAAAGUGAAGGUGCUCGACUCUCUCAGCCGGUUUGACAUGUAGUACAGUAGGAACUUCAAUUGUAAUUGUUCAUGCAUGUAACAUUGUGUGGUCUUAACACUGGGAGUUUCGGAGGAAAAAGUGCAACGUAUCCAAAUAUAUCCUGUCGUCUCCAGAUUCCUGAUGAUACUCAGCCCUACUUUAAUGUGACGGACCUGCAGAAUCGAACCUUGUUUUAUUAGGCACACACCAUCCUCUCCUCCACUCUCAGUCUCCACCUGUCACUGCCGGACCUCUCCGGUCAUCAUGACCUCUAGUUGCGAUAUCUGAAACAGUAUUAGUAAUUGAAGAUAUUUCAGGAGGAGCAGCGCUCAGAUCUUCUAACCUGGUCACCCUGAGCUGAGAGUCCAAACAGGCAGCCAAAAAUCUGUAAACUCUCUGCUGUGAUUAUGAGUGAGGAUCAGGUCAGAGUGAAUAACAGUUUCAUCAAACUGACCUCUCUUUAAGUUAAAGUUAUUCAUGUGUACGUUCAUCAUGUACCUGACACAUAACCUCUGCAUGGAGACAGAACAUGUCAUGUUGUCUGGUCUGUUGACCCUCAUUGUGCAACAUUUUUAUGUAACAGCGCUAAUCUUCUCAUGUUUCAGGGUCUGACUGAGGUGAUUUAGUGUCGGCUGUUUGUCAGAAAAAAAUUCUUCCUCUUCUGUCGCCUGAUGAGGUCAAAGUCUAAGUAGGGUGGCGUGUGAGAACAGUGCAGCGCGCUACAAAUUAAAAUUCUGACAGAGAAGCCCUGAACCUGAUCAGUUUGAAGUCUCUGAUCAAGAUUAUCUUUGCAACAAUAAAUGCAGUAUUGGCCAACCAGCUGAAAAGUUUAUAUAAUGUCAGAAAAACAAGGAAAAAGUACGAUAAUAAUUUAACAAGUGUAACAAAAAAAAAAAAAAAAAACUGGUCUAGACUAAAAUCUUUUUACAAAGACCUGAUGUAAAGAUCGAAUCAGACCCGCUCCCACCCCAUCCUCAACCACUAGAGUGAAAAAUGUGGAGAAGAAGAACUUCCUUUAACAGGCAGAAACCUCGAGCAGAACCGGACUGAUGUUUGACAGUCAUCUGCUGAGACUGCAUCAGGUUUAGAGAGAGGGAGACACAGGGAGAGAGAGGUGCACAUAGUUGAAGCAGCUGGAUAUCAGCAGGUCCGCAGAACCUAAAACAUCUGCAGCUGCGAUCCAGAGAAGCUACAGGAUGAUGGAGCUCAGGGACUGUAUGAUUUCAGUAGAGAUGCUUUACUGCAUCGUUUUGUUUCUUUCCCCACAGGAGCAAAGCCUUCAUGUUCUGUGGCCUGUAUGCUGCACUCGUGUUCGGUGGUCAGCACUUCAUGAGAGAAAGGCCGAAGCUGAACCUGCGACGCCCGCUAGUGCUGUGGUCACUCAGCCUCGCUAUCUUCAGGUCAGUACAAAAAAAAAACACAGAAGAAAGGAUGUAACUCUUCAUGACCUGCUUUAACUCAAGCAUAAGCUAUGCGAUAGUAAUGCCAUGGACAGACAGGACACACGUUUUCUACAUGCACAGUCUGGUUGCAAAGUCUUGAGUAUUUCCACCCUGAUCAUAAAGAUUGUCAUCGUCAACACCUCCAGGAAGUCGGAUGAGCGCAGCAGCAGGGGAAUGUGCUCUGAGAUACUGUUCACAUCUGAAACCAGUUUGAUGACCAAAAAACAUUCCUGACUGAGGCCAAAGUUUCUGAACCGUGUCCUGAAACAAAAGGAAAACUGUAAACACCUGAGAUCUACCUCCUCCUCUCUACACUCGGUUUUAUUUUUAAAUGAUUGAUUUGUUAAAAUUCAUGGAGGAAAAUGUUUCGCAGAGCAGUGGAGGGAUUCUUUGAUAAAUUCAGGUAUAUGAGAGAGGUCGUACGUCGCUGUAAGCAGCUUCUAUCUGAGUGCUGCAUCUUCUUUAAAAACUCUGAAGAGUGUUGAAAUUGUUUGCCAGAAUAUUUCCUUCCUGUGAUCUCUGGAUCGAUAAACUGCAACAGUACUCUGGGAUUGCAGGGCUGUUAGAGGUUUUAUUACUUUACAGUAGUGAGUAAUGUCGAGUCUUUGUGGCUGCAGCAGAGUCUGAACAAUGGGGAUGUGUGGGAGGGAUUCUUUGGGUCACCUUUUUAUGAAAAUAAAUCAUUUGGUUGUAAAAUGAUGCUUCGAGGUUUGAUGUUUGUGAAAGGUCAAUGCUGUUUGUUUGAAUGAAUGAUUAACGUUUUACUCAUCAGGACUGCAGAGACCAUCUCUCUUCUCUAAGGGUUGUUAAAGAAUUUCAGUGAAAGAUAAAAGCAUCUUUAAGAGAGCUUAUAACGAAGAUCGGAUCCUGCAGCGACUUAAAUUAACGUUUGAUUUCAAGUUCAUGUAUUUACUGUGUGUUCACUCUGCAGUAUUAUUGGAGCCUUGAGGACAGGACUCUACAUGUUCCACGUCAUCACAUACAGCGGCUUCAGACAGUCCGUAUGUGACUCCAGUUUCUACAGCGCCCCCAUCACUAAGUUCUGGGCCUACGCCUUUGUCCUCAGCAAAGCCCCUGAGCUGGGUAAGACUUUCUACUCCUAAUCUCUAAAAUUAUCCUUGAGUUAGAGUCUGUGAUGUCUGGACUGUUCAGAUUUCUACUCACCGACAUAUCAGCAGGGUUUAUCACAGACGCCGCUCCAUCAUCUCUGCAGAGUAUCUGACUGCUAAGACACCCAUAAACUUUAACCUUGAGCUGCUAAAUCUUGACGGAUGUUCCUCAGAGCUCCUGAACUUCACAGUAAAUCUCUGAGAAUAAUCUGUUGAAGAGCCGCUCCUCGGUCUGCAGAGUCAUCCUUUCUCCUCGUGUUGUCCGGGAAACGGAGGCUGGAGAUGCUGAAGCGGCAAAAAGCUCUAUUAGUGCGUGAUUGAUGCAGACACGCUGUCCUCAGCAGCAGAGAGAAGUCUUCAUUCUCUGAUUGGUCGGGUCUUUAAGUCACUACAGGGUUUAUCACACGUUAAACGAAGACAUUCAGACAGGUUCAUCGCAGUUUGAGCCUUAAAGGGAUACUCCGGCGUAGUCUGUGUUAGUCUGUAGUGUGCAUCUGCGCGGCCAGUGGUCUGAGGAGCCAUAAACAAACCUCAACCAAAACGCCACUCUAUAGCCACAAAUAAAGCUCAGAACAGCACCUAACUUUAUCAACAGGACAUAUAGGGUCACAGACAUAGUACUAGCCACCAAACAUCUUUUUAACUUUGACUCAUUUCUUUAGCAAAGAGACUAAACACAACUCACCUACUCUCUUCCAGUCGCCGCUUGUUUGUCGCAAGGCCUCGGGCCAGUCGAUUACGGACUACAGCGGGGUGACUCAGCUCAAGAAAGAACAUUUAUGAUCAUUCUUUUUUCAUUUCCUUAAAGUAAUAAUCACCAUAAAAAUCAUUUUGCACUGCAGACACGGUAGUUCUUCUGCCUUAGCGUCUCGGUCUGAUUGUAUUUCCAUGAAGAAAUGAUCAUAAAUGUUCUUCCUUGAGCUGCGAAACCCCGCUGUAGUCCCUAAUUGACUGGCCUAAGGUCUCCGUACAAACAAGCGGCUGCUGGAAGAGAGUAGGUGAGUUGUGUUUAGUCUCUUUGCUAAAGAAAUGAGUCAAAGUUAAAAAGAUGUUCGGUGGCUGUGACCCAAUAUGUCCUGUUGAUGAAGUUAGGUGCUGUUCUGAGCAUUAUUUGCGGCUAUAGAGUGGCGUUUUGGUUGAGGUUUGUUUAUGGCUCCUGAGACCGCUGUGUAUUGCUAUCGUACGGUCGUUACUAAAGUUGAUAUCACUAGAGAAGCAAGCGGUCGGCAACAUUCAUCUCUCGAGGGGUGUCUUACUCUGUGUUACAGUGUGUUUGACCCUAAAUUAAUUUUACGCCGGAAUAUCCCUUUAAAGACUUAGUCAGUGACUCUUUUUCAUCAGGUAAACUGUAUAUCUGGAGGUGUGACUGUAAACGGCUGAGUUCCUAUCGCCCCUCUCUCAGGUGACACAGUUUUCAUCAUCCUGAGGAAGCAGCGCCUCAUCUUCCUGCACUGGUACCACCACAUCACCGUGCUGCUCUACUCCUGGUACUCCUACAAGGACCAGGUGGCGGGCGGCGGCUGGUUCAUGACCAUGAACUACAUCGUUCAUUCCCUCAUGUACUCGUACUACGCAGCCAAGGCAGCCGGCCUGAGGAUCCCCCGAGUCUGCGCCAUGAUCAUCACGGCCACGCAGAUCAUGCAGAUGGCGAUGGGCCUCACCGUGCUGGGUCUGGUGUACCGCUGGAUGCACGAGGUUCACUGUCCGUCCAACAUGGACAACCUCACGUGGGGCUCGCUCAUGUACCUCAGCUACCUGGUUCUGUUUGCAUUGUUCUUCUACAACACGUACCUCAGAGGCUCCUCAGAGGGCAAAGGAUCCAAGGCAGAGUAGACAUGACCGACAGCGAGGGGCCGUGAAUGUUUGAGUCGCAACUAGUUCACUGGUUCCUCCUCUUUAACGACACUUUCACCUGACUUUUUAUAGAAACCUGUAGCUCAAACAGCGACUCAUACCUGGAUCUAGAGCGGUAGAAAAGAAGAGGCCAGUUUAACACGAUGUCUUCAAUAGAUGAGUUUACAGUCAAAUCAGAAAAAAAGGGACUAACUCAGUUUCACUUUGUUUAAUCGACUGCCUUCGUUACUUUCAACUAUUGACCUGAACAGAAAGAAAGCCAUGUGAGGGCCAGGUAGUAGUCUGAGGUGUUUGUAAUUUGCCAAGAAAAGUUAUAAAAGAAUAGUUCAACAUGAUAAGGGAAAUAUUUUUAAGGUUUGCAGUCAGGUCCUGUUUAGCAUAGCUCGGCUUAAAGACUGGGAAAAAUCUCUAAAGUUCGUUCAUAAAGUGGAAAAAGGCCUAAAACAUGAGAAAAGAUGGGAAACUGGAAGAGUAAGGUCUGAAUUUGGCAGAAAUGCAGCAGCUAGGUUGCCAACUGUUGUAUAACUUCAAAACCUCUGAAAAAGAAACAGCAUGUGCACAGGUUUUUGUCGUGUGGGAAGGUUAUUACAAAGAUAGACGCGCCUGUUUGAAAGUUUCCCAGAGUUCAACUUUCCCCCCUAAACCUCAAUUUUCCUUUAAGAAAUUCAGAAACUUUGGCAUCGCUCCAGUUAAUCGCUUAAGGCAGCAGCUGCAAAAUGAGCCGUUAACUGUGGAAGUGAGAUCCGUGCAGGUAUGUGUGUCUGACUAAAGUUUUUCCACUUCAGGAAUUUUUCAGCUGCUGACAAACUUAAUAAAACCCUUAAAGUGAUAAGAUACGGCUCUGUGAGGGAUAUUAGGUUAUUUCUGGAAACAUAAAUCGCUAUUUAGCUGCUCUCUUCAAAGCAAGCAGACUCCUCUAACAAGAAAUGAGUCGAGUGUUAGUUCAGGCAAGCCACAGUUUAUGACACAAGCAACUGAAAAAUACAAGGAGCAGAGCACUUAAAUGUUUAUAGAAUUUGUUUUUUUUGCACUCGCAGCUUUUUUUCUCUAAAUCUAAAUGCACUUCCGUCUUGAGCAUCAUAAGGUUUUUUUGUCGCUAUUAGGGUUGAAAUAAUGUUGCGUUCGAGUUACCUCGGAAGUCAGAUGUUGGAGGCAAAAAUGACAUCACACCUGAGCUCCCAGCGUUUCAGUUACAAAGGAAGUCACUGAAACAAGAUGACCAAAGUUAUUUUAGCGCUUGCCUUAUAUUCGGAUAGGCAAGCGCUAAAAUGACUUUCGUAGAUGUAGCCAUCUUGUUUACGCCUCUGAUUUUGCUUUUUUCCGACUUGGUUACUAAAACGCUAGUAACUCAGGUGUGACGUCGUUUUCAGCUCGGACUUCUGACUUCUGAGGUAACUCGAACGCAGCAUUAGUUAUACUUUUAGAACUCCGCGGCACUCGUCUGUGUCGCUUCUCGAUCAACAACCAAUCAGAAUCGAGAAGGAGUGGAACUAAAGUACGAUAUUAGGUCUAGGGCUUCAGUUGAUGUUUUGACAUGAUUUCUAACAAUUGCACAUUUUUAAAAAAUAUUUUAGAACACACCUAAUGGUCUUUAACGAGAAAGCGGUUGCACAGCAGGAAAAUUCGUAACCCUAGCAACAGUGAAUGUUAGUAAGAAGCGUGCUGACAUUGAGGCAGUGAGAGCAGCUAGCACAAAAACGAGUGGAUGAUUGUUUUUUCAGUCAAAUCUGGCGGCUUCGAAGAGAGAAAUCUUACAAAUGUUUCUGUUUUGAGUAAAUAGAUCUGACUUGAAUGAACAGCCACGUCCACCUUUGCACCCAGACUUCAUGCUAAGCUUCCUAUAACCGUCUCAGUGAAACGUGUUGAACUAUUCUUUUAAAGUAUGUCUAUUUUGGCCCUAACACUGUGAACUACAGGAUAGUAUAAAGGGAAAGCGUUAUUCACAAUGCACUGACUUAAAUGGGGGUGUUUCGUCAUCUGUAGUUUUAGCUCAUACCACUAACACACACACACGCACACACACACAGAGUUGUAAAUGUGUAGCUCUGAAGCUGACAGCACAGAGUUCAGUUCGUGUUCACAGAUAAACGUGUCGUCCUCUUACAGCACACAGCAUGUCAUAUUUUCAUAAUGGUAUGCCAACAGAACUGAAACUUUACUCUCUCUCUCUCUCCACACAAAGACGAAAUCUGACGAUAAGAUCUGAGCGACAAACACAUUCCUCAUCUGACAGAUACUUCCAGAGGUCAGGUUGUGUAAUAAUCUGACCCUGACCUUUUCCUUCUUUUGUUAAAAAAACAAACAAACAUGUUUACACUGAGCACGUUCUGCCUUCUUCACCUCACCUGAGAACUCACACUGGAUAAACUCUCCCUCUGCCUCUUUCUCCUCUGUACGGUGUCAGUAAUAUACAAAUAAUCUCUUUUUACUCACAAAGAGGAAAGGACCGCAGAGCUUCUUGUAUCGAUCUGUUCCCACUGUUUACCAUAAAUAGGCAGCUGUUACCCACACGCUUCAAUAACCUUAUUUAUGUGAGAGAAAAGUCUAAUUUAACUGAUUUUAUCGCAUAAGCAACAUCCCUGCUCUAAAAUAAUGAUCCAAUUCAUGAUCAGAUCUUUGUCUUUUUAACAUCAUCCCUUAUGUUUGUUUUAAUCAAACAGUCAGCAAUGUAACGCAAAUAAUUAAGCUAAAAUAAUUUAAGAAUUUAAGAGACUAAACCCAGCAAUCUGAGCGUAAAACUCAAUGUAUUUUAUGAAGUAAAACAUUUAAACACUGCCCUUUAAUAUUACUAUUGAAUUAAUUGGUCAUAGUCUCGAUAUAUUAAACUUGUUUCAGUUAUAGUUAAUCCCUUUUUCAUCAGAGAAAUGCAGAUUAAAGCCUGAUAGUUAAAUAGAUUUACUCCUCAUAAGAAUGAUCUGGAUUAGGGGAUCCACAGUUCUGUUCUCACAUAAUCCAGCUGCUCACAUCCUUUUUGUGUUUUUAUAAGAUAAACUGAAUAUCUUUACUCUGUUCAGAUAUAGAUUUUUGAAGAUUAGCAAUCUCAGAUUACUCAAACUCUGACUGGGACCCAGUCCACAUUAACUGGAAUAUCCUCAUAGUUACGUUUUAAAUAUUUAUUUGUGAUUUAUUUCUUCUUCUUUUACCUUUAUUGGUAAGAACAGCUGAAGAGGGGCAGGUAACAUGAGGAGUAGAGAGUGAGGGUAGACACAGAUCAGGAUCGUGGUCGGGGGUCUUAUCAGCAACCAGAAUGACAAGGAUUAAAGCCUCCUAUAAACAACAAGGCCAACAAACAACCAGUCCAGCUCACUUUUAGCCCAGUUUUUUCAAAGGCAAAGUAAAUCAGAUCAGUUUUAUCUACAUACAGCCUUUAAAGGUUAUCAUGUCUAGAUUAGCAGAGCUUUAGAUAGGACCAAAUUCAACACACGCCAAAAGACACACAAACUGAAAGAUCCUCAGAGUUACUUGUGAUUAAAUGUUGCAGCUAUUUAGGGGAAAAAAAUGUAUGAAAUCCUUGAAUUUGUGUCACAAUCCUCCUGUGUAAUUUACCUUCUACGUCAUGAUAAUAAUUAAGAGGCGGAAAUAUCUUAAAAAUCAAAACUUUGAAGUGUUGAAAAGCUCUUAAAAGUUUUCAGUCCAUGUCCGUACUGUAAUCCAGCCUGAAUCCAGGCUUUACUUGGAUCAGAAUAACCUCUGCCCUCUUAAUAUCAAAGUUAUUCCAAUCCUAUUCAAAUGUUUUCAACAACACAUACUAAAGGUUUAACCCAGUUAAUAAUCCAGUUCAUUAAUCCUUUUGUAUUUCCCUCUGAACAGAUUUUUAUCCUGUCCUGUCAAAAUUAUUUUAAACUGCUGCACCAAGGUCCUCUUUAGCAUGGAAAAUAACGUCAUAAUUUUCAUGCAUCUGCCUCCAAAAUUUCCACUUGUGUCCCUAUUUUUAAGCACAUUAUACUCAACCUUUGCUUCUCUCCUGGUCCCCUUUGUGUAAAGCUACGAUUAACAUUUGAAAACCACCAUCAGAUAAAAACUGUAGAUCCAUGAGGGUGCAGCACAUGAUUAGGGAACUGCUAUGCUGAAUAUAAGCUGUGAGAGUGUGAGCUGAAAGGGCCGCCUGAUCGUUUGUGCGGCACUCAAUGAGCUGCUAAGAGUGAGUCUUCAAUCCUGUGUCCACUGUAUAUAAUAAAAUGUAUUUAUUUUCUUAAACAUCCAGAACGCUCACACGGACCUAAACUGGACCUAGUAGAUGUUAGUUUGUAGGAUGUCCUCUUUCCUCGUUCCUCACACCUCUCCUGCCUCUGUACGCUCAAAGCAUGAGGAUGAAUUGAAGCCGUCAAGAUUUGUAGGAAAAGUUCUCAUUUGUGGUGCAUGGUAAACUUCCAUUCCAUCCUUUUCCUCUCCACGUCCCGUGUUUAAUGUCUCAGCACAUAAUGGACCUAAUAAUCUGUGUAGUUUCAGCCUGUAACUGUACAUUCAGAGGGAGUCACCGUUGGACCACUAUGACUUGAAUUUACCACUGGAGUUAUUACCAUUCGUUUUUGUGCCAAACAGUGAAUCUGUCUUUUUAUUUUCUGUCUGUCAUGGAUAAAUGUGAGCUCACCUGUGUUAGUCUGUUGAUUUAAUCUCUGUGUAAACAUCACAAACACUGACUUCACCCUGUGGAUACCACAGUCGACUGCUGUCAUAGGAACUAAAACCGUUUAAAGGGCUUCGACGUUAAUGUUACAAUAAAAACAUUUUGGUUUUAAAA